This is a messenger RNA of Anisakis simplex (herring worm), 201 nucleotides long. The record is from the annotation of a GenBank genome assembly. Lineage: Eukaryota; Metazoa; Nematoda; Chromadorea; Rhabditida; Anisakidae.
AUGCUGAUAUGUCAAGUGAAAGUCUAUAAUUUGGUGAUACUUUCAAAAUCAAUUGAUGAAGCCAACAGCGAUGUUCAAGAGAUGCAAACCAGUGACAGACCCGAUGUGGUAAAUGGAGAUCUUAAGCAGCAGUUGCUGCUCGAUGAACUCAAGUUUUACCUUCAUCAACCUGCACGAAAUAUCACGAGUGAAUCAACAUGA